Messenger RNA from Funneliformis geosporum, 174 nucleotides. The record is from the annotation of a GenBank genome assembly. Lineage: Eukaryota; Fungi; Glomeromycota; Glomeromycetes; Glomerales; Glomeraceae.
AUGGCUUUGGUUGCUCCUGUUGUUGCUUCAUUCGAAUGGACCAUUGAAGUUGCAAGAGAAUUAAUUCGACUUCGACGCGAGAAUCAUGACGAUUUUGAGUUCGGUUCGCCGCUUCUCCCUCUCAAUGUUGUAGGAAAUGGUACUCAUUAUAAUAUGAGUACAAAAUCUCAAGAG